Camelus dromedarius (Arabian camel) is the source of this 3380-nucleotide messenger RNA. It is a transcript of the gene CISD1, whose product is annotated as CDGSH iron sulfur domain 1. Bases 148 to 468 code for a protein of 106 amino acids. The transcript is spliced from 3 exons. NCBI's taxonomy places the organism in Eukaryota, Metazoa, Chordata, Mammalia, Artiodactyla, Camelidae. Gene Ontology annotation, cellular component: intracellular membrane-bounded organelle; mitochondrial outer membrane. Gene Ontology annotation, biological process: regulation of autophagy. Gene Ontology annotation, molecular function: 2 iron, 2 sulfur cluster binding. The record is from RefSeq and is a predicted model, not a curated record.
UGCUUACGGCCCCGUCACUGCGCCUGCGCGGUAGCAACCUGGAGCCGGUGCCCUUAGGACGGACGCCUGUCACACCUUGACUCCAGCUGCCCGCGCGAGCCGGUUUGCGCUCAGUUCCCUGUGCACACCCUUGCAAGCGACGGCGCCAUGAGUAUGACUUCCAGCGUACGAGUUGAAUGGAUCGCCGCAGUUACCAUUGCUGCUGGGACAGCUGCCAUUGGCUAUCUAGCUUACAAAAGAUUUUAUGUUAAAGAUCAUCGCAACAAGUCCAUGGUAAAUCCUCACAUCCAAAAAGACAACCCCAAGGUAGUACAUGCAUUUGACAUGGAGGAUUUGGGAGAUAAAGCUGUGUACUGCCGUUGUUGGAGGUCCAAAAAGUUCCCAUUCUGUGAUGGAGCUCACACAAAACACAAUGAAGAAACUGGUGACAACGUGGGACCCCUGAUCAUUAAGAAAAAAGACACUUAAACAGACACUUUUGAUGCUGCAAACCAACUUGUGAUGUUAUCACCCGACUGUUUAAUUUAGAAUGACUACCACUUCUGUCUACUUCACCUCCCCUGGGUUCUAGAUGUGGUAUAUUGCAAACUACAGCUUUCAUAUUCACGGCACUUGCCUUACUUGUUGAACCAUCGUGGUGCACAUUUGUUUAAACCAAAAAAAAAGAAAAAGGAAAAACCAACCUCAUGGCCUGUGGGUUAUUUUGGUUUUGUAAGGAUCCAUUUCUUUACAUUUAAAAAUAAUGACAUUAGCAUAUAAGAUGUUGGAUGUUGAAGUUAACAUAUUAAAUUAUUCUCAAAAUCAUAUAUGUGCAGAUCAUACUUGUAACUUUCAAAGAAAAAUUAACACUUUAAUAUUACUUAGGAAACUAGAAAGUAAAUCGGGUGUGGUUAGGCUACAUUAAUCUCUUAAUAACAGUCUGGGAAAAAUCUGUUACGACCUUGGCUUUCUUCUUGACAGUGGUAAUGACACAGAAAAUACGGCCUCUGUGUUUUUAAUCAAAAUGAACUUUGAAUGUUAAUUCUGCUUAAUUCUAAGUGAGCCAGGUCAAUAAUAAAGGGGCAGGAACUUCUCUGUAUUCAUCUCCAUGGAUAUUUAAUUGGUCCAUUAAAGAAAUGAAUAGUGGAAAUUUAGAUCAAAGUGAUUUUAGAUUUAAAGUAGUUAUGAAGGGAUGUCUUAAAAUGUAAUGUUCCAGAAUUCUAGCCAAGAAGUGGCAAGCACUUGAACUAGGGACACCGAAGGAAUUGGAGCACAUGAUGUCAGGUCUCUUGACUGCAAAGACACAUCCGUAAAAGAAACAGUGGUCGUGAGGCCAGAUUAAAGGCAUGGGAAGAUUUUUAUUUCCUCAUUCUUGAUCAUCAGGCACACAACUGAUUCUAGUAAAGGAACUAUUUCGGGGGGAAAAAUUACAUCCUCUCUCAAAUUGUAUAAUCUUUUUUUUAAAAGCAAAAUUUUGAAGACAAGUGUUUGUUUAUGUAAUGUUCUUCAAAGACUUAGACCAGAAACAUGGCAUUUCAUUGCUAAGUCAGAAAAAAGAGAAUAUGAAAACAGAGAAUAAUUAAGAGCAAUAGAAGAAUUAAGACAGGAGUAGUUAAUAUGUAUUAAUUAGGUUUUGGGUUUUAAGAGUGAGAAGGAAAAAACAUGGCAAAAUAUAUAUGUAAUGUAGGCAAACGUAGUUUGAAAUUAACACAGGUUAACAGGUAAAUAUUCUUACCAUUUUUUUGCAUACACUUGAAUUCUCAGUAGUAGUCAAUUACAAUUUUCUACUUUAUAGAAUCCAGAAUUACCUUGGAAGUCACAGGAAUCAGUGAAACCAAACAUUAGCAUUCCUGCAUUUCGUGUGAUCCCUGAUGUUUUUUAAAUGUAUGGUUUUGUGUAUUAUGGUUAGGUAAAGUUGAUCCCAAAAUUCUGUGUACUGGUUUUUAAGUACAUGAUUUAGUUGAACUUACCUUGAAGGCACAUCUUCAGCACAAAAUCUAAAGUACUACAAACCUUGAUUCUACCUACAAAAUACUUGAUUGAGCUUUUCCCAAGCCUCUUCCCCUCCUUUUUAAGUAAGUAUGAUUGGGUCAACAAAAGAGAGCAUCUUGCUUUUAAAGGGUAUUGUUUAAAAGAAAAAUAUAUCUGUGAACUCCCAAAGUUACUAAUGAAAGGAUAUCCUUUGAACAGACUAAGCUGUAUUCUUAAUUUUGAAUUUGAAAUAGUACGAGUCAUGCAUUUUUAUAGCUAGUGGAAGUAUAAAAAGAAACCAACACAAGUGCUCAAAACUGUUUUUCAGUGGUGUAGGUGGGUAUGUUUAUAGUGAAAUUGGAAGUGAUCACCUAACUGUGAAAUGCACAUCUACUGUAGCAUUUUGAUAAUCCAAUAUGAUAGAUAAAAAUCAUCCCAAGAUCAUGUUAAAAUUCUAUUGCAUGCUUUUUGAACUAGAAUUCCUUUAGGAUAUUAAAACUUUUUCAUGCUAUUUACUUAACUUAAAAAGUAAAGUAGGUGUAGUUAAGCUAAUGGGAGGUAUUUUUACACAAAAAUCUUUGUGUACAAUUACUGUUCUCAUGUAAGCACCCUAAAGCUUCUAAUUGCUUUUUCAUUUGAUUGAGAGAUCAGGCAAGUGGGCUCCCCUACACUAUCACCACUUUUUUUUCUAUCAUUUAUGUUUCAGUGAUUGCAAUAAGACUUUGUGCCAGGCUGAGAAAUCUAACAUUAGGAAGAAACUUGUUUUGCAGUAAUUUAUAGCGACAUUCACCUAUUCCUGCAGACAAUUCUUAAAGCGUUUAUUAUAGACCAUAUAAUUGAACACAAAAGAUUUUGGAGUAUUAAAAGCUUGCAGUUUAGAUUAUAUCAUUUAUGACAGGUUAUAUAAUUAUGAUAAUCUAUGAUUUGGGGUUAUUUUCCUUGACAGAUUAUAACAGAUACAGUCAUGUAUACCAGUCUUUCUUCAAAGUAGCUGGAUUUAUUUGAUUUUAUAUUAGUUAUGAAGGAUUUUGUUUUAAGAUAAACAUGGAUCAAGAUUCCUAAUUAGCAAAAUGUUUAGUGCUUGGGGAUCUAUGAGGGUGUUUUACUCUACUAGUUGUCAGAAACUGCUUUUCCUCCCUGAUUUUAACACUGAUUUCAGGCAGAGCCACUCGCCUUUUAGCCUUUUAAUUGAAAUGGUUCGACCAAUGGCAUUUUAAGCAUUUGUUUGCAGAUUCUAGACCGAGAUUAAAAUGUCUGCAUCCACAUGGGGAAAAAAAAGGGUUGAUAGAAGAUCAUCAAAUCGAAUUUAAUUUUUAUUACAUGGUUAUUCCAACUUCUGUGAUAUUGAAGUAUCCUUUUGUGAAAUGUCGAUAGUGGUGUUAGUUGCUUUAAAUAUUCUUACCUGACAGAAUAAAAAGUUGGCAGCCCUG